GCAAUGAAAGGGAGGGGUAGAGCCGAGGCAGAGGGAGGAGAGAAGAGGGCACACGUACCCGAUCAGAGCACAACAAACGCCAGUCCACCCUGAGCCUGGGGGAACCGGAGGCUUCACACUCAGUCAGCAGGACAAAGUACGCUGGACCAGGAGCUUCAGACCGCCGCGCUCAGGCUGCCAGCGAGGCACAACCUCAACACAUGAUCACAGAGCAGCAGGAAAAGCUGCAACGUUGCUCCAGCUGCUGGUUUCAAGGGGGGCGGACGACAAACCUGUGCUUUUCUGCGUGGCGUGUCAUUCACAGACUGACCUGUCAAGCCUAGUGGGACAUCCCAGCCAUGGAGGACACUCUCACCUGUACUCCCACCACCUUUUCCCAGGUCUUCGGCCGCCAAGGACAGCUGAUGCAAGCUACUGUGCAGUCUCUGAACAGCCUGAACGACCAGAUCGCUCACUUCAUGGUGAGCAAACCCAACACCAUGAGCCAUGAAGAGGACACCUUCCUGCCCACCGAGAGGGAUACUUUGAGCCAAUCCAUGGCUCUAAUGAGACACCUGCUCAUGGACGCACAGGGCAAAAUCCUGAAAAUGAUGGAGGACAACAAGCAGCUGGCUCAGCGGAUCGAUGGGGCCAUCCAGUCGGCCAGCCAGGAGGUGACCAACUUGCGCUCCGAGCUCUCCGCCACCAGCCGCAGACUGGCCGAGUUGGGGGCGUGCAACCCUGCCGGCCUGGAGAACAACCAGCAGAACCACCAUCACCACCUCCACGAUCCUUCGCUCCACCACCGGCAGAAAGCAGUGGUUUCUGAUCUCACUUUCCAGACGGGCAUGUCGAGUUUGAUGGACUUUGGAACUCCAGAUUCUUCACUUGACAAAGUGUUGCUGAGGGAGGAGGUGGCUCAGUUGCAGGAGGAGGUGCACCUCCUCAGGCAGAUGAAGGACAUGUUGAGUAAAGACCUGGAGGACUCGCACGGCGGCUGCUCGGCCGACACGCUCUCCGCCGCCGAGCUCAAGGUGCAGCUGGGGGAGAAGGAGCAGGAGCUGGAACGUGCCAAGGAGGCCUUACAAGCUAUGAAGGGUGAUCGGAAACGGUUGAAGGCAGAAAAGGCUGACCUUGUGAACCAGAUGCAGCAGCUGUACACCACACUGGAGAGCCGAGAAGAGCAGCUCCGAGACUUCAUUAGAAACUAUGACCAGCACAGAAAGGAGAGUGAGGACGCGGUAAAGGCUCUGGCUAAAGAGAAGGACAUGCUGGAGAGAGAAAAAUGGGACCUGCGCCGGCAGACCAAAGAGGCCACAGAACAAGCCAGCACCCUACGCUCCCAGAUCGACAUGAAGGAGAACAGAAUCAAAGAGCUGGAGGCAGAGCUCACUAUGGCAAAGCAGUCUCUAGCCACCCUCACUAAAGACGUGCCAAAGCGUCACUCGCUGGCGAUGCCGUCGGAGCCGGUGGUGAACGGCAGUCAGGAGUGGGUGAUGCAAGCAGACCUUCCCCUUACUGCGGCAAUCAGACAGAGUCAACAGACCCUGUACCAUUCACACCCUGCGGACAGGCAAGCUGCUUUGAGGAUCAGCCCCUGUCACUCCCGCCAGCCCUCCAUCAUCUCCGACGCCUCGGCUGCCGACGGUGACCGCUCAUCCACCCCGAGCGACAUCAACUCGCCCCGCCACAGGACUCACUCCCUCUGCAAUUCCAUGGAGGACCUCGAGGACCAGAAGCGUAAGAAGAAGAAGGAGAAGAUGAGUCUCGGCUCACUUUCUCGAGUGUUUGCCCGGGGAAAAUCUCAACGCAAGUCCUUGGAUCCGGGCCUGUUUGAUGACUCAGACAGCCUAGCCAGCCAGAACCAUCCAAGCCUAUCAGAUGGCGAGGAGCAGCUGGAGCGGCUGCAGCAGGCGGAGCUUACGCGCAGCAAGCCCAUGUCUCUGUGGAAGGCGGUCACUGUGCAGGCCUGGCUGGAGGUUGUCAUGGCAAUGCCCAUGUACAUGCGCGCCUGCUCAGAGAAUGUCAAGAGUGGGAAGGUGUUGCUGGGGUUGACCGAUGAGGACCUGGAGCUGGGUUUGGGCAUCAACAGCCCCAUGCACCGCAGGAAGCUCCGUCUAGCUAUCGAGGACUACCGAGAAGCAGAGAAUGGACGAGGACUUUCCAAAGCUGCUGAUAUGGAUCAUCACUGGGUGUCCAAGACCUGGCUGAGUGAUGUCGGGCUUCCCCAGUACUCACAGGUCUUCCACAACCAGUUGGUGGACGGCAGAGUACUGAACUCCAUCACGCGGAGAGACCUGGAGACCGUCUUUAACAUCACCAACAAGUUUCAUGUUACCAGCAUUCUGUCAGCCAUUCAGCUUCUGCAAAUGCUCAACUUUGACAAAGAGACUAUACAGGCACGUCGUGCUCAGUGUGAAAAUCGAGAUUUGGAUCCAGUGGUCUGGACCAGCCACCGUGUCAUUAAAUGGAUCAGAGACAUUGAUCUGAAGGAGUAUGCUGACAGCCUUCAGAACAGCGGCAUCCAUGGUGCAGUGAUGGUUCUAGAUCCGACCUUCAGUGCAGACACCAUGGCCAAGGCUCUAGAUAUCCCCAGCAAUAAACACAUGAUCCAUCGUCAUCUAUAUGAAGAAAUGAAAGUGCUUCUCAACCCGGCAAGGACUAACCAGGCUCAGGACUACAGGAAAGACGGGACUCCUACACAUUCUCCCAGCUCAAACUGCCGCAAAACUGAGGAAGGAUUUUCUCCCAGGCAAAAAGUUGGCAAGAGCCCUUUGAGAUUCAAUCCACUGGUUGCUGUUGGGAGAGACUUGACUUUUCAAGGCGGCUGUGGAUCACCUCCCAGAGAAGAACGAAUCAAGAUCCUGCAGAGGACCAAGGGCAGUCCCAUGCAUGGUUACUCGAGCAUAGAGAUCACUAAUGUCUGAAGACCACGCUCUGUGUCUGCCUCAGAUGAACUAGGAAGGAUGAACCUCCCCUAACCUCUAAAUGGACCAAAUGAGCUCAAUUAUUUGUAAAAGAGAUUUGGGAAUUGACCAUUUGCACUUUAGAGAAUUUUGUAUUGGCAACAAAUCACAACUAAGCACUUGAUUUAAAAUUUUAUAGACAUGCUGCAUUAAAAAGCAAAUAUUUUGUUACUAACAUAAUACAUAGACGAACUUGUAAAUUCCAGUCUGAACUGUAAGUAUGCAGCUGAAAUCAAUACCACAUGUUCAGAUGUCUAUAUCCUCCAUCAAGGCCAUUGCAACACUGUGCUUGUUUAAAGUUACAGGAAAUGCUGGAACGAAGAAUAGCGUUGUUAAUAUAUUGUGAUAACACUUUGAA
Messenger RNA from Labeo rohita (rohu), 3303 nucleotides. It is a transcript of the gene kaznb, whose product is annotated as kazrin, periplakin interacting protein b. The coding region runs from base 339 to 2906 and encodes 855 amino acids. The transcript is spliced from 18 exons. NCBI's taxonomy places the organism in Eukaryota, Metazoa, Chordata, Actinopteri, Cypriniformes, Cyprinidae. The record is from RefSeq and is a predicted model, not a curated record. Gene Ontology annotation, molecular function: protein binding.